Suillus subaureus is the source of this 198-nucleotide messenger RNA. RefSeq lists its product as uncharacterized. The transcript has 2 exons. Lineage: Eukaryota; Fungi; Basidiomycota; Agaricomycetes; Boletales; Suillaceae. The record is from RefSeq and is a predicted model, not a curated record. Bases 1 to 198 code for a protein of 65 amino acids.
AUGUCUGACACUAGUUCUUCCAAGCCCUUUAAAGUCUUGAAGCCGGCGGACUUUGAUGGCUCCAAAGAAGCAUUCGUGGUGUGGUGGACCUGUCUGACUACUGCUACCGCUCUCUAUCCUGUGCUGAUGCUAUCUCGGCUAAUGCCAAGUCCCCUAAUGCUACCUCUUGCUCGUUCUGCCUUGUCCCGUUCUGCUUAG